AUGGAGUGGGAUCCCAGUCGAUUCUUCCGUCCUGAGGGGAGUCCUUCGCCUUACGCUCUUCUCAUCCUCAAUCAGCCCAUCAAUGAGAAAGCUUUUGGAGUGUUGAGCAGAUAUGCAUCCUAUAUCAUUUGCGCCGACGGAGGUGCCAAUCGGCUUUUUGAUAUGCCGGAAGAUAAUGAAAAAGAACCUAAAGAACUUCCUGACUGCAUUGUCGGCGACCUUGAUUCUAUCCGCCCCGCAGUGCGAGAACAUUAUGAGAAACUCGGAGUAUCUGUCCUCCAAGAUCCAGAUCAAUACUCAACAGACUUCACAAAGUGUCUGACAUAUCUCAACGCACAUGCUGCAGAGAUAAUAGCUUCUCCUCGAAAAGGAGCAAACACUACCAAACCAGACACCAAUGGCGCAAAUGAGAGCACAUCAACCUCAUCAUCUGAUCAAUCACCUCUGGAAAUUGUGAUCCUCGGCGGUCUAGGCGGCCGUGUGGAUCAAGCCUUCUCCCAAGUCCACCAUUUGUACAUGAUGACGCAGACGCAGCGGUCAAUCCGUGAAAAUGAAACCAACACCUCGACCUCUGAUGCCAAGCCAGCUGCAGGUGGUAACCUCUAUCUCGUCUCUGAGGAAAGUAUUACCUUCAUAAUCCAAACGGGGAAGAACACAAUCCACACUCCCGCAACCAAACGUGCAGACAUCGCGACAGCGUCGACAUCAGAUGUAAGCAACUCACCGAGAAAACGAAAGCGUGAGCAAGAGCAGGAUCAGGAUCAGGAUCAGGAUCAGGAUCAGGAGCAAGAGCAAGAACCAGAACCAGAACCAGAAUACUUCUUCGAAGAAAAUAUUGGGAUCAUCCCCCUCUCAGCACCCGCCAAGAUUACAACCCAUGGCUUUGAAUGGGAUGUGGAGAAUUGGCAUACCGAGAUUGGAGGACAGAUAUCCACGAGCAAUCAUAUCCGCGCUGACAAGGUGGAGGUUGAGACCUCUGUGCCGGUUUUGUUCACAGUGGAGUUGGCGGAGAGGUUGAAGAGGUGA
Molecule: messenger RNA, 1026 nt
Organism: Penicillium expansum
Lineage: Eukaryota; Fungi; Ascomycota; Eurotiomycetes; Eurotiales; Aspergillaceae
Product: thiamine diphosphokinase
Exons: 3
Coding region: 1-1026 (341 amino acids)
Biological process (GO): thiamine diphosphate biosynthetic process; thiamine metabolic process
Molecular function (GO): thiamine diphosphokinase activity; thiamine binding; ATP binding
Source: RefSeq, a predicted model, not a curated record